Lecanosticta acicola is the source of this 3926-nucleotide messenger RNA. NCBI's taxonomy places the organism in Eukaryota, Fungi, Ascomycota, Dothideomycetes, Mycosphaerellales, Mycosphaerellaceae. The record is from the annotation of a GenBank genome assembly.
AUGGCCCAAAAAGGCAUCAGAAUCGCCAUCGAUCGAGGCGGUACCUUCACGGAUGCUUGGGCACAAGUCCCCGAUCGAGAAGAAGACAUCGUCCUCAAAGUCCUAUCAGAAAGUCCGGAUGAAUACGACGAUGCACCGACAGAAUGUAUCCGUCAGAUCCUCGAGAUUGCAACCGGAGCCACCAUACCACGGGGAGAACCCUUGGAUAUCAGCCCCGUGGAAUCGAUACGCAUGGGAACCACCGUCGCCACGAAUGCUCUGCUGGAACGCAAAGGCGCCCGCGUCGCGCUGGUGACGACGCGAGGGUUCCGGGAUAUUCUCCGGAUUGGAAACCAGGCUCGGCCGAAUAUUUUCGAUCUGUCGGUCCAGAGACUCAGCAAGCUGUAUGAGACGGUCGUAGAAGUCGAUGAGAGGGUGACGAUUGAGGGCUUCGCCGAGGACCCAGAGCCCAUGCCGAUAGAUGUGGAAUCCGAUCCAGCGCUCACCAAGGGUCUGACGGGAGAGGCGGUGCGGAUCUUGAAGAGACCGGAUGUCGAAGUCGUGCGAAGGGAUCUGCAAGCAUUGUGGGAGGCGGGCUACCGCAGUCUCGCAGUCGCCUUCUUACACUCAUAUACAUUCCAAGACCACGAAAAUGCAGUUGCGGAUCUGGCUCGAAGUAUGGGCUUCCGAGUCUCCGUCUCGUCGGAAUUGCAAACGAUGGCCAAGAUUGUCCCCCGAGCGCAGUCUGCCGUCGCGGAUGGAUAUCUGUCGCCCAUUACAGAGGAGUACCUGCGGAGCUUUCGGAGCGGCUUCAAGGGCAGACUGGAAGAUGCCAACGGAGAGAAACUUUUCCUGAAUCAAUCGGAUGGAGGUCUGGUUUCGUUUUCGAAAUUCACGGGUCUGAGGGGCGUUCUUAGUGGGCCGGCAGGCGGUGUGAUUGGUCUUUCGAGGACUUGUUUUGAUGAGAGGGACGGGACGCCUGUUCUUGGCUUUGACAUGGUGUGUGCAACCGGAAUCCUCUCAUUCUGGAUAUCUGCUAAUGUGAGAGUCUGCAGGGCGGCACCAGUACAGAUGUGGCGCGGUAUUCGGGCAGCUUGGAGCACAUCUUCGAAAGCACGAUUGCUCAGGUCACGAUUCAGACGCCUCAAUUGGACAUCAACACCGUGGCUGCUGGAGGCGGUUCUAUGCUCUUCUGGGAAAAUGGCCUCUUCAAAGUCGGCCCUCAGUCCGCCGGUGCCAACCCAGGACCCGCGUGCUAUGGCAAAGGCGGACCUCUGACUGUGACGGACGCAAACCUGUUCCUUGGAAGGAUCAUACCGGAGUUCUUCCCGCGACCCUUGGAUCUCGACACCGUGCAGAAGAAGUUUGAGGAGCUGACGGCGACGAUCAACCAGGAUACGGCAACGGAUACUACACUAACAGCUGAAGAAGUCGCUCUUGGAUUCUUGGCCAUCGCGAAUGCUACCAUGACGCGUCCGAUUCGCACCUUGAGCGAAGGCCGUGGAUUCGAGACUGGGGCCCAUAAUCUCGGCUGCUUUGGUGGUGCUGGAGGGCAGCAUGCGGUCGCAGUGGCCCGCGACCUUGGCAUUCAGCGUGCCAUCAUUCCCAGAUACUCCAGCAUCCUCUCAGCCUAUGGUAUGGCUCUGGCUGAUGUCGUUGUGGAGAAUCAAGAGCCCGAAGCAGUCGCCUUCGCUCAAGACAGUCUCCAGCAACUCCAAGCGCGCUUCGAGAAGCUCUGCAAGUCAGGCACCGAAGGUCUGAUCUCUCAAGGAUUUAACGACAGUCAGAUUGAGCAUACGCUCUUCCUCAACAUGCGAUACCAGGGAAGCGACACAGCUCUGAUGAUCAGCAAGCCGGAAACUGGUCUCGAGAGCUUUGGAGAGGCAUUCAUUGCACGUCACCACCGCGAAUUCGGUUUCACUCAGCCCCGUGAGAUCUUGGUCGACGAUGUCCGUGUCAGGAGUACUGCCAAAGGCAUGCAGGUGCAGCUUUCCAGUCCCUUCGAGGAAUUGCGACGGACGCAGAACUCGCCGCCUGUCAGCCCAACAGCACCUGACUCCCGGCGGAAAGUCUUCUUUGAGAACCAUGGUUGGGCGGACACUGCUGUAUACUCUCUGAGUACUCUGCCAACCGGUGCAAAGAUUCACGGACCCGUAAUGAUCAUCGACAAGACGCAGACUAUCGUCGUCGAUCCCGCCAGCGCGGCAGUCAUCCUGCCUGAGCACGUCUUGCUGGAGAUUUCCAACAUUGACAAGCCGGACGUAGGAGUCGACCAACCCGAUCCCAUCCAGCUCAGUGUGUUCGGGCAUCGCUUCAUGAGUGUAGCCGAGCAGAUGGGUCAGACCAUGCAGAAGACUUCCAUCUCCGUCAACAUCAAAGAGCGACUCGACUAUUCAUGCGCCGUAUUCUCUGCGGAUGGAGGCCUCGUUGCCAACGCUCCGCACAUUCCGGGGCAUUUGGGCUCUAUGAGCUAUGCCAUUGCGUACCAGGCAAGGCUCUACAAGCCGGGAGAGCUGAAGCCGGGAGACGUACUGCUCAGCAACCAUCCGUGUGCCGGUGGCACGCAUCUUCCAGACUUGACCGUCACCACGCCUGUCUUCGACGACGAUGAGAAUCCAAAGGAGAUCCUCUUCUUCGUCGCGAACAGAGGGCAUCAUGCAGAUAUCGGUGGCAUUGCUCCCGGAUCCAUGCCUCCGAACUCCACGGAGCUGUGGCAAGAAGGCGUCGCGGUGGAAUCUUUCAAAAUGGUAAAGGAAGGCGUGUUCGAUGAGAAGGGCCUCACGGAGAUUCUCUACGAUAUCCCGGGAUCUUACCCGGGAUGCAGCGGCACUCGGACACUACGAGAUAAUCUUGCUGACCUCAAAGCUGCUGUUGCUUCCAACAACCGCGGGAUCCAGCUGAUCCAGGCUUUGGUGAAGGAAUAUUCUUGGCCGGUGGUGCAGUUCUACAUGAAGGCGAUUCAGGACAACGCGGCGCAGUCUGUUCGAGAACUGCUGAAAGCGUUCUCGGAGCGGUUCGCUGGACAGUCGCUGCAGGCAGUCGAUUAUAUCGAUGACGGAACUCCGUUGGCGCUAAAGAUUGAUAUCGACAAGGACACUGGGAGUGCUGUGUUUGAUUUCACGGGGACUGGGCCUGAGCAUUUCGGCAAUUUGAAUUGUCCGCCAGCGAUUAUGUAUUCUGGCAUCAUGGUAAGCCAUCGUCGCCGCUCCCUCCUUCAACGUCACGCUGACCUUUACGACUAGUACUGCCUCCGCUCCAUGAUCUCCUCGGACAUCCCCCUAAACCAGGGCUGCCUGGCUCCAAUCAAACUCGUCUGCCCUCCCAAUACCCUGCUCUCGCCCUCCCUCAAAGCCGCCACCGUCGGCUCCAACGUGGAAACCUCGCAACGCAUCGUCGACCUCAUCUUCAAAGCCUUCCGCGCCGCCGCCGCCUCCCAGGGGACCUGCAACAACAUGACCUUCGGCUACGGAGGCACGGACGAGUCCGGGACCGUCACCAAGGGCUUCGGCUACUACGAGACCAUCGCCGGCGGCUCCGGCGCCGGGCCGCACUGGCACGGCGAGAGCGGCGUGCACACGCACAUCACCAACACGCGCAUGACGGACGCGGAGAUUUUCGAAAAGCGGUACCCCGUCAUCCUGCACGAAUUCUCCCUUCGCCCCGGCAGCGGCGGCGCCGGGCGCCAUCGGGGCGGGGACGGAUGCGUUCGCGAUAUCGAAUUCCGCCGGCCCGUGCAGGUUUCGAUUUUGUCGGAGCGGCGCGUGAUUGCGCCUUAUGGGAUGGACGGCGGCGGGGAGGGACAGCGGGGGGUGAAUUUGUGGAUUCGAAGGUAUGACGAUGGGACGACGAGGACGAUUAGUCUGGGCGGGAAGGCUACGACGCCGAUGGGCGCGGGGGAUCACAUUGUUGUGAAGACGCCUGGUGGUGGGGGAUAUGGGCAGAAUUGA